Molecule: messenger RNA, 1878 nt
Organism: Periophthalmus magnuspinnatus
Lineage: Eukaryota; Metazoa; Chordata; Actinopteri; Gobiiformes; Gobiidae
Gene: hspa8b
Product: heat shock protein family A (Hsp70) member 8b
Biological process (GO): vesicle-mediated transport; protein refolding; cellular response to unfolded protein
Cellular component (GO): cytoplasm; plasma membrane; nucleus
Molecular function (GO): heat shock protein binding; ATP binding; ATP-dependent protein folding chaperone
Source: RefSeq, a predicted model, not a curated record
AUGGCAACAAGAGCAGUUGGUAUUGAUCUUGGUACCACCUACUCCUGUGUUGGGGUGUUUCUCCAUGGCAAAGUGGAGAUCAUCGCCAAUGACCAGGGCAACAGGACCACACCCAGCUACGUGGCAUUUACUGAUACAGAAAGACUGUUUGGGGACCCUGCAAAAAAACAAGUGGCUAUGAAACCCACCAACACAAUAUUUGAUGUCAAACGUCUUAUUGGAAGGCGUUUUGAUGACAGCACUGUCCAGUCGGACAUGAAGUUCUGGCCAUUUAAAGUCAUAAAUGAAAACUCCCGACCCAAAAUUGAAGUGGAAUAGAAAGGCGAAACCAAGACCUUCUAUGCAGAGGAGAUCUCUUCUAUGGUGCUGCAAAAAAUGAAGGAAACAGCAGAGGCAUACUUGGGUGAGAAAGUGAAUAAUGCUGUUGUGACUGUGCCAGCCUACUUCAAUGAUUCUCAGCGACAGGCUACAAAAGAUGCAGGAGUCAUUUGUGGUCUUAAUGUUCUUCGCAUUAUCAACGAGCCAACAGCUGCUGCUAUUGCUUAUAGCUUAGACAAGACGGUAGGUCAGAAAGUGCUCAUCUUCGAUUUGGGGGGCGGCACGUUUGAUGUCUCCAUUCUGACUAUUGACGAAGGUAUUUUUGAAGUGAAGGCUACAGCAGGGGAUACUCAUUUAGGUGGUGAAGAUUUUGAUAAUCGUAUGGUGAACUUUUUCAUGGCUGAGUUCAACCGUAAGCACAAAGUAGAUAUAGGAACCAACAAAAGGUCACUGAGUCGCCUUCGCACAGCCUGUGAGAGGGCCAAGCGAACCUUGUCUUCCAGCACGCAAGCAAGCAUUGAAAUUGAUUCUCUGUUUGAGGGCACUGACUUCUACACCUCGAUCACCAGAGCCCGCUUUGAGGAGAUCAAUUCAGACUUAUUUCGUAAGACAUUGGAGCCAGUUAGAAAUGCACUUAGAGUAGACUUAGAGAUACAUGAGAUUGUCUUAGUUGGAGGCUCCACCCGCAUUCCUAAGAUUCAGAAACUUCUGCAAGACUUCUUUAAUGGGAAGAAACUCAAUAAGAGCAUCAACCCUGACGAGGCAGUGGCCUAUGGAGCAGCUGUGCAGGCAGCCAUCCUAACGGGGGACCAGUCUGACAAUGUUCAGAACCUGUUGCUUUUGGAUGUUACCCCAUUGUCUUUGGGCAUCAAGACGGCCGGUGGAGUAAUGACCGCUACAUACUCUGAUAACCAGCCUGGUGUGCUCAUCCAGGUAAGGCCCACUAUCAAACGUGUUUGAGGUGAAAGAUCAUUGACCAAAGAUAAUAACAGUUUGGGGAAAUUUGAUUUGACUGGAAUCCCCCCAUGUCCAAGGGGGGUUCCUAAGGUUGAUGUAACGUUCGAUUUGGACGCUAAUGAUAUACUGAAUGUGUCUGCUGUAGAAAAAAGUACCGGAAAGGAAAACAAGAUCACAAUUACAAAUGAAAAAGGUCGUUUGAGCAAGGAGGAAAUUGAGCGUAUGGUGAUUGAUGCAAAGAAGUACAAGGAUGAGGAUGAAAAAAUCAAAUCGAGGAUCGUUGAGAGGAAUUCCUUAGAGUCUUAUGCUUAUCAAAUGAAGAGUACUGUAGAGGACCCAAAUUUCCAAAGUAAAAUCAGUGAUGAAGACCAGACAUCUGUCCUGGACAAGAGCAAAGAUGUGCUUGAUUUGCUGAGCAAUAACGAAGAAGUAUAUACAGACGAAUAUGCGGAAAAGCAGAAGGAACUGGGGAGUGUGACUAUUCGUCUCAUCACCAAAGUGUAUCAGGGAGGAGCGAUGCCCGGGAUGUCUGGUCCCUCGGGUGGAGCUGGAGCGUCCUAUUACAGCGCCCCCAGUGGGCCCACCAUUGAGGAGGUGGAUUAA